Messenger RNA from Arvicanthis niloticus (Nile rat), 4058 nucleotides. The record is from RefSeq and is a predicted model, not a curated record. NCBI's taxonomy places the organism in Eukaryota, Metazoa, Chordata, Mammalia, Rodentia, Muridae.
UUUCGGUUUCUAGGCGUCUCCAUUUUGCGGACUCUAAGGCACGCAGUGAAGUCUCUGAGACCUGAGCCUCCCAAGCAGCCACUUAGGGCCGGACGGUUCUCUUGAACAUUAACAAAGGAAUGCGGUAGAACAAAGGCCAUUGGUAUCCACAGUAAAUUCUGGAAAGCUGGAAGUAAAUUCAAGGACUAUAAUAAAUCCCUCGGGUUCAGUUAAACCUGAAGUCGCCUCAGCAAGAAUUCAAGAUGGAGUAACCUCUGUACUGUCUUGCCCUGUCACACCAUCAGCGCCUAGCUGGUUUUGGAAUCCAGCAAUGGCCACGACUCAGUGUUGGUGGAAUGACAGGCGUUCACAUCUUCUCGGAGCCCUUCUCUUUGGUCACACUCGGGGGGAUUCUGCCCCUGCAAGAGUACUCUGGCGAUGUUCUUAGCGACGUCCUGGGAGAGUACCGUCGCACCUCACUGCUGAACCUGUUGGGCUUGCUGGGCACGUCACCUGGCUAGCAGCUUGGGCCAGCUCCGCAGGCUGACUUUCCAGGACGCCUACUGAAGAGGCCGCUUCUAUUUGUGUUCUUUCCAGGGUCCUGUUCGAUCCAAUUUUCUGGAGGUCUCUAGCGAAGACAAGCGACAAAGUCACUGUUGAGUGGGAUGGGCCAGCGACCGCCCGGUAGUGUCUCUAUUGCAAGAACUCUGAAAGAAAUGAAGAGAGCCCUCAGCAAUGAUGUUGGCUUCUCGUGGUUCCCGGAUCCCUGCUGAGUGGAUGGAGGCUGGAGGAGACCCUGGCUGCUGUGGUUCUGAACAUGGCCCUGAGCCCUGUGUCUGCUGAGGUCAUUCACCAGGUGGAGGAGUCUCUUGAUGAGGAUGAGAAGGAGAUGAUGCUCUUCUUGUGUAGAGAUGUGACUGAGAACCUGGCUCCACCUAACGUCAGGGACCUCCUGGAUACCUUAAGUGAGAGAGGCCAGCUCUCUUCUGCUGCCUUGUCUGAACUGCUCUACAGAGUGAGGCGGUUUGACCUGCUCAAGAGGAUUUUGAAGACAGACAAAGCAGCCGUGGAGGAAUACCUGUGCAGAAACCCUCACCUUGUUUCUGAUUAUAGGGUGCUGCUGAUGGAGAUUGGAGAAAAUUUGGACCAAUCUGAUGUAUCCUCCUUAAUUUUCCUUACAAGGGAUUACACAGGCAGAGGCAAAGUAGCCAAGGACAAGAGUUUCUUGGAUCUGGUGAUUGAACUGGAGAAACUGAAUCUGAUUGCUUCAGAUCAAUUGAAUUUAUUAGAAAAAUGCCUGAAGAACAUCCACAGAAUAGACUUGAAGACAAAAAUCCAGAAGUACACGCAGUCCGGCCAAGAAGCAAGAUCAAAUAUGAAUAGUCUCCAGGCUUCUCUCCCAAAAUUGAGUGUCAAGGAACAAUUCUAUAACUCAAGGCUCCAGAAUGGGCUGAGUAAAGAGCCAAGAUCUGUGGAACACCGUGGCAUUCAAAGAAACCCGGUGAAGACAUCCAUUCAGGAAUCAGGAGCUUUUCUACCUCCGCACAUACAUGAAGAGAGUUACAGGAUGCAGAGCAAGCCCCUAGGAAUCUGCUUGAUCAUCGAUUGUAUUGGCAAUGACACAGAAUAUCUUCAAGAGACCUUCACUUCCCUGGGCUAUCGUGUCCAGCCUUUCUUGUUUCCCAGGUCGCAUGAAAUACCCCAGAUUAUUCGCCGAUUUGCCUGUAUGACCCAGCAUCAAGACUAUGACAGCUUCGUAUGUGUUCUGGUGAGCCGAGGAGGCUUCCAAAGCAUGAUGGGUACAGAUGACCUGCACUCAGGGUUCUCCUUGGAUUGUGUCAAGAACAUGUUCACGGGGGACACGUGCCCUUCUCUCAGAGGAAAACCAAAGCUCUUUUUUAUUCAAAACUAUGAGUCAUUAGGUAGCCACUUGGAAGAUAGCAGCCUGGAGGUAGAUGGGCCAGCAAUAAAAAAUGUGGACUCUAAGCCCCUGCAUGCCAGACCCUGCACAACUCACCCAGAAGCUGAUAUCUUUUGGAGCCUGUGCACAGCAGAUGUAUCUCACUUGGAGAAGUCCUCCAGCUCUUCCUCUGUGUAUCUGCAGAAACUCUCCCAGCAGCUGAAGCAAGACAGGAAACGCCCACUCGUGGAUCUCCAUGUUGAACUCAUGGACAAAGUGUAUGCCUGGAACAGCGGCGUGUCUUCUAAGAAGAAAUACAAUCUCAGUCUGCAGCACACUCUGAGAAAGAAACUCAUCCUGUCUCAUACAUGAAAACCCAAAGCCUUCUGAGUUCUUGGUAUAUCAUCUAGGGUGGCUUGGAGCUGGCAAACCUCCUGAUUGCUUGGGAGCAGACCUUGAAGCUUACAGCUGCUUCUAGCUCUAGCAUGAGUCCUGGCUUCUGGUUCUCCUGUGCACAGGCAUGAUCUCUAAACUCCUACCACCUCUCACUCCAGGCCCCACGCCUUUACCACAAUGAUGGACUGAAUCCUCUAAAACUAUGAGGCACAGUAAACUUACCUGCUUACAUUUCUUAGUCAGAUGUUCUCCACAGCGUGGACAUAAACCUAUUAUUUUGGGAGGAUUUAUCUACCAAGUUAUACUAAGUUAAUGUAUGAGUGUAUAGUAGUAUAAUUCACAAUUUGAAUAGUGACACUGAAUGUAACUUGAGACUUAUCUGAGUUCGUCGUGUGACUAGGUACAUUGUUUCUAUGGCUAAAGUAUGCAUAUCUAAUCACUUAGUAGGUUAUUAGCUCAUUAAGUUAUUAGAAGUACCCAUUGCUUCAGGACUUUCACAUUUGCCACAUUUGCCUCCGAUUCCUGUGACCUGGUUCCACAUUUAUAUUCUUUUUCUGCAAAGACAAAUUUCAUUAUGUAUGUUUAAUAUUCAUAGUACAAUGCUUUGUAACGCAUAUAGACAGAAAAACCAUGAGCACGGGAGAGCUGGCCCUGAUCCUCACCAGCUAUGCGAUGGCGUGGGUGAAGGAGAACUAGCCCUGCUCCUUGAAGGUUGUAGCACUUGGGAGAGUAGCUAGCACCUUGCCUGGGCAGCACAGUAGAGCCAGCCCCAAGAGCACAACAGUGAAUGGGAGAGCUCUUCCUGGUUGGCUAAGGAACAGGAGAACAGGUGAGCUGACCAACUUGGCUACCAUCCAGGGUUUUGAGUUGGCCUGCCCCAGCAUCUACGUCAUCUGUGAUCUGCUGGAGCAUGUGAAGGGGCUGGUCCUGCAGAACUAAAGCUGAAGGAGCUCCAUGACACAGGGCAACAAUGGGGAAUCUAAGAAGGGUCCCAGUGAGGAUCCAGUAUUUAUAGUGUACCGGAAGCCAGAGGCGUCAAGCCACACCAAUGACUCAAUGCAAUGAACAUUUGUAAGUAAAGAUGUGUGGACACACGGGUAUACUGUGGGACACACUGUGACACACAGGUGCUUUUAUGGAGAUUUUUUUAUUUUUUGGUUUUUAUUUUUGGUUUUCUUUGGCAGGGACAGAUUACAGAUUACAGAGGGCUGGAGAGAUGAGUGGGAUUGGGGUGUACAAUGUAGAAUUCUCAAAGAAUCAAAAAAGCUAAAAAAAAAAUGGUUGCAUGGUGAAACAGAUUGUCUUAUUUAUAAUUUAUAUAGCCAGCUUUCUGUGACAAGAGCAGGUAGAAUUUAUUUAUUUAUUAAAUACUUUUGCAAUGUGCAUAGUAGCAAAAGUCCUGUCAUACUAGUACUAUCAUGGGCAAGGCCAAAGGGUCGCAUGUUCUGAGCCAGUCUAGGUAUGUAGUAGCUGUGUAAUGAGGUUGUGGGUGUGUGUGUUUGUGAGAGAGAGGAGAGAGAAAAAUUCCAGUGCAUCCAACACAAUAUAACUUUAUUAGCUGCUAUAAAACAUGAUUAUUUUACUUCUGCCUACUCUUGAGUAACCUAAUUCUAUAAUCUCUAUCUGUAUUUAAGAAUAGUAGUCAAGGCCGGGCGGUGGUGGCGCACGCCUUUAGUCCCAGCACUUGGGAGGCAGAAGCAGGCUGAUUUCUGAGUUUGAGGCCAGCCUGGUCUGCAGAAUGAGUUCCAGGACAGCCAGGGCAAUACAGAGAAACGAUGUCUCA